This is a messenger RNA of Monodelphis domestica (gray short-tailed opossum), 2453 nucleotides long. It is a transcript of the gene APLF, whose product is annotated as aprataxin and PNKP like factor. Lineage: Eukaryota; Metazoa; Chordata; Mammalia; Didelphimorphia; Didelphidae. Gene Ontology annotation, molecular function: DNA-(apurinic or apyrimidinic site) endonuclease activity; 3'-5' exonuclease activity; protein binding. Gene Ontology annotation, biological process: double-strand break repair. Gene Ontology annotation, cellular component: site of double-strand break; nucleus. The record is from RefSeq and is a predicted model, not a curated record.
GCGAGGCUCGGCUUCGGCGGAAGCCCUUUUCUCUAUGGCCGGGGGCUUUGAGCUCGAGCCGGCGGAUGGCGGCCGCCGGGUGGCCUUGUUGCCUGGUGAGACGGUGAUUGGACGCGGGCCGCUGCUGGGCAUAACAGACAAAAGAAUAUCAAGAAGACAUGCCAUUCUGGAGGUCUUGGAUAAUCAACUUAGAAUCAAACCGACCCAUAUAAAUCCUUGUUUUCAUCAGUCUUCUGAAAAGAGCCAGCUAUUGCCAUUGGAGACAAAUAAAUGGCAUUGGUUGAAUCCAGGAGAUAGUUUUUCCUUAUUAGUUGAUAAAUACACUUUCCGAGUUUUCUCUACACAUCCCGAAAUAGAAUGCACUUUAAGAAACAGUCAGAUGCUGGAUGAAGAUGAACUAUUUGAUGAAUCACCUACAUCUCCUCCUUUUUCUGCAAAAUACAGAAAUAGUAGUGAGCAGCCAAACUCUGUCCAGAGGAAGCGAAUCCUCCCAGCUUGGAUGAUUGAAGGAGAUCUAAAUGUUCAAAGCCUUGAAAUACCAUUUACCCAAGAAGAUAAUGGAGUAACAAAAGAAAGAAUUCACAUGCAUGCAACAUCAUCAAAAGGGAAAAAAAGAUUGUCUUCCUCAGAGAAAUCAGAAAAUAUUGGAGCAGAACAAGAUCCAAAAAGAAGGCACAGAGCUGAUGACCAGGAAGAUUAUACUAGUUCAUCAAAGGAAGCAAAUGGAUCAUCUGAUGUCAUAAGUGUAACGAAAAUAGAGGCCAAGUCUGAAAGAUCUGAAAUUCCAAGAGAUCAAAUAGUUGAAGAUCUCCAUGAUCAGGACUGUGAACAUAGAAUAUCUCCUAGAAACAAAAUAAAUAAGACAGAUGAAAAUAAAAAAAAUGUAUCCAUAGAAUAUUCUGAGAAUCCCAAAAUUCACCAGGACAAAUUAUUACAGAAGAAGAUCCAAGGGCUUGACCCAGAACAGAGCUCUAACCCUGAAGCCUCUAGUUCAACUACAAGCAUAGCUGUUGCACAAGAUUUUGGGGGAAAUCACCCCAGGAGAACGCCUUGCUUUUAUGGAGCAAGUUGCUACAGGAAGAACCCUAUCCAUUUUCAACAAUUUAGUCAUCCCAGUGAUGGGGAUUACAGAGAUACACAAGUUAUGAAUCAAGAUGAGGUUGACAACAGACCUGAAUGUCCAUAUGGAACUUCUUGUUAUAGGAAAAAUCCUCAACACAAGAUAGAAUAUAAGCACAGUAAACCAACAGAAAUGAAAAUCAGGAGAUCCAGACACAAAGCUAAUAAGAAAGGUGCAAGUGUUUUGGAUAAUAGUGAUAAUGAUGGCCCACCAAAUGAGUAUGAUUUGAGUGAUAGCUUUUUGGAUGAUGAUGAAGAAGAAGAGUCUGAACCAACAGAUGAGGAUUCUGACUGGGAACCAACAAAUGAAGACCAAGAAGGUGAAGAAGAUGUUGAAGAGCUUUUGAAGGAAGCGAAAAAGUUCAUGAAGAGAAACAAAUAAUUCCUCCUCCAGUAAAAUGCAAUAUUAUAAAAGACAUUUAAGGGUUGAGGCACCUGGCAGUCAUUGUUUUACUACCUUUAAUAGUUGUAUUUUUAAUCUUUUCCUUUUGACUAUGAGAUAUAAAAGUUUAAGCCCUCAAGAUCAUGGAAUAAAUACUGAGAAAUCAUGUUUUUGUACUUUAAAAAAUAAAUUUCACUUAAUUGCCUUGUUUUAAAAAAAUUUAUUCCUAAAUAGAGAGAAUUCAGUUAAGUAGCAACUUAUUUUUCUCAUGUACUUUUUCUCUGAUAAUUAAAAGUAAAACAUUAUAAUAGACUUAUAGAUUAUGCUUUCUAAUAGACUAAUUUUUCUUUAAAGAGAAAAAAAUAUUAUGCAAGUACACUGAGAAAAAUUCAGUGAUUAGUAAGGAAGUUUAAAUAUUUCUUGGUUAUCUUAGUUCAUUUAAAUUGAAAUAGUUUUUAAACAAUGAUAGCCUUUACAUAAUGAUUGUACUUUUAAAAAGUAGUCUAAUGUGAUCACUGCCUUUUUUGGACUAUUUUCAUCCUUAGAAACUUGGAAAAAUUAGUCAAAAUGGAUUCUGAUAAUGAAGAAUAUGAAUAUUGACUAUAUGCAGGGAAUGUUUUCUGCAUGUUAUUGUAAUUUCUGGCUUUUCUUAGUUUAAGUGUGGAAAAAUUUUAUAGCUUUAUGUGAAACUAUAGUCUCAGGGGAUCAUUUUUAAUUCUGAAGAAGCUCUCUUAACAUUAAGAAUAAGAAAGUAAUUGGGAUGAUUACCCAUAAUCUUCUUGUCCCCGACUCUAGAAGAAAAUCAUGUGUUGGUCCCUUUUUAGCUGGUGAAAAUAAUCAAUUUCCUAGUAAUUUAAUAGGGACAGUCAUCAAAUUUGAUAACUACUCACAAAAUUAUGAUGUUUAUGUAAAAAUUAAAAUUAAAUCUCAAUAAUAAAAAUAUUAUAUUUUA